AUGAAGCCCAUCGAGUGGGAUGAAGGUCUCGCCACAGCUGCCCAGCAAUUGGCCGAUAGCUGCAAAUUCGAGCAUAAUCGUGCCGGACAAAAUCUAUAUGAGGGCAGUGAUCCAGCGGAUCUUGUGAAACAGGCAAUAGAUGCGUGGCAUAAUGAACAUAAAGACUAUAAUUACGAUAGCAAUACAUGCGGGCCCAAUGCGAUCUGUGGGCAUUACACUCAAGUUGUUUGGGCGGACUCUUCCAAAGUCGGUAUGGCUGUAUCCUCGAGGAAGUGUGAAAGUGGCAUGUAUAUUGUAGUUGCCAACUAUGACCCUGUUGGCAACUAUGCUGGGGAAAAACCUUACAAGCAGCAGUGA
Molecule: messenger RNA, 357 nt
Organism: Aspergillus nomiae NRRL 13137
Lineage: Eukaryota; Fungi; Ascomycota; Eurotiomycetes; Eurotiales; Aspergillaceae
Exons: 2
Coding region: 1-357 (118 amino acids)
Cellular component (GO): extracellular region
Source: RefSeq, a predicted model, not a curated record